AUGCCUACGGUACCUACCCGAGGCGGUCCUUCGAGGGCGCAAGCUACGUACACGGGGGGAAAGGUCUUGCCUUAUCAAAAGAAAGGUCAGGCUGUUCGUGGCGCUUCUGGGAAGACGGUCCUUAGUGGUCGUCGCCAUCGACGUCUAGCGCGCCGAGGAGGUGUGAAGCGUAUUUCCGCUGACAUCUAUGAUGAGGUCCGAGCUGCAGCCAAGUCACGGCUUGAACAGAAACGCCAAAACCGUGACCGUUCACGAUGUGAGUUUCUUGCACUGGCUGCCACAGUUAAAGAGCACCCACUGACAUACGAACAGGUCAUUCACAGUCUCUCCAGGUUCGGCCGACCCAUUUAUGGGUUUGACCCAGACACAUACGAUGGCCAGAACAAACCCAAGGCCUAA
Fusarium musae is the source of this 399-nucleotide messenger RNA. RefSeq lists its product as uncharacterized. The transcript has 3 exons. The record is from RefSeq and is a predicted model, not a curated record. Gene Ontology annotation, molecular function: protein heterodimerization activity. The coding region runs from base 1 to 399 and encodes 132 amino acids. Lineage: Eukaryota; Fungi; Ascomycota; Sordariomycetes; Hypocreales; Nectriaceae.